Messenger RNA from Aureococcus anophagefferens, 369 nucleotides. RefSeq lists its product as hypothetical. Gene Ontology annotation, biological process: mRNA splicing, via spliceosome. The transcript has a single exon. Gene Ontology annotation, cellular component: catalytic step 2 spliceosome; precatalytic spliceosome; U2 snRNP. The record is from RefSeq and is a predicted model, not a curated record. The annotation marks the transcript as partial. Lineage: Eukaryota; Pelagophyceae; Pelagomonadales; Pelagomonadaceae.
AUGGACGUCGACUACCAGGUGCUCCACGACGCGUUCUUCAAGUGGCAGACGAAGCCGCCGCUCAGCGGCCUCGGCGAGAUCUACUACGAGGGCAAGGAGUUCGAGGUGCACCUCAAGGAGAAGAAGCCCGGGUCGCUGUCCGCGUCGCUCAAGGCGGCGCUCGGCAUGCCCGACGGCGCGCCGCCGCCGUGGCUCAUCAACAUGCAGCGCUACGGCCCGCCGCCGUCCUACCCGAAUUUACGGAUUCCGGGCCUCAACGCGCCCAUCCCCGAGGGCGCGUCCUUUGGGUACCACCCGGGCGGCUGGGGCAAGCCGCCCGUCGACGAGUACGGGCGGCCGCUCUACGGCGACGUCUUCGGCGCGCGCGGC